Molecule: messenger RNA, 962 nt
Organism: Limulus polyphemus (Atlantic horseshoe crab)
Lineage: Eukaryota; Metazoa; Arthropoda; Merostomata; Xiphosura; Limulidae
Gene: mEFTu1
Product: elongation factor Tu, mitochondrial-like
Exons: 7
Coding region: 138-941 (267 amino acids)
Biological process (GO): mitochondrial translational elongation
Cellular component (GO): mitochondrion
Molecular function (GO): translation elongation factor activity; GTP binding
Source: RefSeq, a predicted model, not a curated record
UGGUAGCUGUUAUAGCUGGUAGCAUAACACAGACCAGGGAACAUCUUAUACUUGUUAAACAGAUUGGAGUAGAAAAUAUUGUAGUUUUCAUCAAUAAAGCUGAUGCAGCAGACAAAGAAGUAAUUGAUCUAGUAGAGAUGGAGCUUCGGGAAUUGAUGACAGAGAUAGGGUUCAGUGGGGAUACGAUUCCUAUUGUAGUGGGGUCAGCAUUGUGUGCUUUAGAGGACAAGAAUCCAGAUAUUGGCCGAGAUGCUGUCUUAAAACUUUUAGAUAUUAUUGAUGAAAGUAUCCCUAACCCAAUCCGAGACUUGGAUAAGCCUUUUAUGCUGCCUUUGGAAAAUGUCUACUCUAUUCCAGGUCGUGGAACGGUUGUGACUGGCCGUUUAGAACGAGGAAUUAUCAAAAAAGGAAUGGAAUGUGAAAUUAUUGGCUACAACAAUUACUUCAAAUCGACAAUAACAGGAAUUGAAAUGUUUCAUCAAAUCUUAGAAGAAUCACGAGCUGGAGAUCAGUUAGGAGCUUUAAUUCGAGGGAUCAAACGUGAUGAAGUUCGACGAGGAAUGGUACUAUGCAAACCAGGAUCUGUGAAGGCACAUGACCAUUUUGAAGCCCAGGUCUAUGUUCUAAGCAAAGAAGAAGGAGGUCGACCUAGACCGUUUAUGAGCUAUUUUCAACCUCAGAUGUUUUCAAAAACAUGGGAUUGUGCUGCACAAUUAUAUAUUAAAGGAAAAGAAAUGGUGAUGCCUGGAGAAGAUGCUACACUUGAACUAAAGCUGUUAAAGCCCAUGGUAAUGGAACAAGGUCAAAGGUUCACCUUACGAGAUGGUCAGGUCACUUUGGGGACUGGUGUUGUAACCAAAGUUCUGACAGACUUAAACCCACAGGAACGUGUAGAUUUGGAGAAAGGUCAUAAGAAGAAAAAGGACAAAGACAGUGAAUAAGAGAGUACUAGUGUGUGUGUG